This is a messenger RNA of Angiostrongylus costaricensis, 5376 nucleotides long. The record is from the annotation of a GenBank genome assembly. Lineage: Eukaryota; Metazoa; Nematoda; Chromadorea; Rhabditida; Metastrongylidae.
CUGAUUGCAGGGUGUUUCUUCCCCGAAUCAGAGUUAAGGCCGUUUUUCUACGAUGUUGAUGGAGACGUUCGAGCUGGAACAGUAAUUGCCGAAUCUGUCGUUAAUCCUCCUGAUGCUGAGAUUUUGCUAGCAUCUGUGAGGGCAAAAAUACCGCUUGGAGUAAGUCUAUUUUACAUAUUUUUUAAAUUUAGUUCGAAUGAAUGGCGAUUCGCGCUCAUCUAUGUUUCUCCAGUGACAUUUUCCGGAGUGGACUCAGUGCAGGUGUUCGUGACGGUCGUAUGCAAUGGUGAAGCGUUUCCUUUAUUCAGUCUCAUAAUUCGCACGAGGAUGAUCACCAGCCCGCAGUUCUACAACGAGCCCUACCAUCUCGAAGUGAACGAGGUAACGUCAAUCUUAAACACUCCCGUGGUCGUUAUUGACUGGGACUCUGAGCUCACACCGCCGAAGAUGUAUAUUGAGGUGCUGAUAGAUAACGAAAUCCAAAGUUUUUGGCGUAAAAAUCGAAAACGAUUUCAGUGGACGAAGAUUGACAUUCUGAAUCCGGACGGCACGUUCGAGAUUCAUCAGGAUUCCGGCAACGUCUACAUUCGCGACAAUCGAUUCAUGGACCGUGAACUGCUUGCAAAUCUUGAUUUGGUCGCUAAAAUUCGUGUAGGUUUCACUGCGGCCCAUAGCACACACUUCAUCAUGAUGUCGCUAUUUAUUCUCGGUAGUAAAAGCGAUGGUAUUCGGUUUGCUAAACCAGCAGAUGAGACCUCAGAUGGACAACGUGAGUUGUUGGCAAAUAUCGUGCUGCUUCAGGCGCAAUCCGUCGUCACCGUGCAUCUGGAUGCGCAGAAGGACAUCACGGACGCUUCACCGCGCUUCGAACGUAGUCGUUAUGUUUUCCGUACUCCCGAAAAUCUACCGCCUGCCGUCAUCGGAGUGGUUAGGGCCUACCACGUUGCUCUCUCUUCAAGGAAUUUCUCACUUCGGUAUGAAAUGAUUUCUAAUAAGGGACCAAAAGUGCCUUUUCGAUUGCAUCCAGUUUCUGGAGAAAUCGCCACCGAAAGCGCACUCGACCAUGAAUCCAAACAAAACUACGAACUCAAGAUUCGAGCCUGCUUGUCGGUGAAUCCGAACAGUUGCGGCUACACCUCUGUGGUGGUGAUCGUAGUUGAUGUCAAUGACAACGCGCCUCGAUUCUCCUCUCCACAGUUCCAAAUCUCGCUCCCAAGUGAUCUUGCCGCUAACUCUGAGGUCAUCACCUUGUUGGCAACUGAUUCUGAUUCUGGACCGAAUGGCGAAAUUGACUACUUUAUUAAUCCUCCUAAUGCGGUGUUCGUCAUCGGUAGACGCUCUGGGGUGGUGCAAACGAUCUCGGCGUUGACGGAACCGCGCUAUGAUCUCGUUGUCGAGGCAGGGGACCAUGGUGUCCCCCAACUCCACGGUUCUACUCGGCUCACCAUAUCCGUCCACGGCACAAACCCUUCCGCUCCGGUGUUCGAUCAGAAGCGUUACGAAAUCAUCCUAAAUUCACCAGUACGGGCCGGUUCGGUGGUUACCGAACUCCAUGCCAAAGAUCCGGAUCCUGGACCAGAAGGACAGAUUAUUUACCGGUUGGAAUUCAGUCCUGGCGGCCAAAAUUAUAGCUCUAAAUUUUCAAUCAACGAGCAGACAGGUGUUAUUUCUGCAAUCCAACGAAUCACUUCCGAAGACGGACCCUUCGACUUUCUUGUGGUCGCUGAAGACCAAAGUACUGUCUUCAAAAGAAAGGUGGACGAUAUUGAGCUUGCCAUAAUGGUCGGUGACUCGUCUUUGCGAUUUCUUCCGCUGCCCUCCACCAUCUACAUCUCUGCGGAGAAGGCAGUAGGCAGUGUCGUUUUAAGGGCAUCCGCUUACACCAGUUCGUCGAUUCCUGUUCACUUCCGUGUUUUGGAGAACGAUAGGCAAUUCAUAAUGGACGGCGAUCUGCUGCGGGUAGCUACUCAUCUGCUGCCGGGCGAGACGCACCUGACGGUAAGGGGCGAGACCGAGAACGUCCACUCCGAUCACCGUCUCCGAAUCGUCGUCAUGUCCGACCGUGACAAAUAUCCCGUAUUCCCACAGUUGAUCUACGACAUUGACUCCCGAUUUCCACUAGUUGUUCAUCGCUUCGACGCUCGAGUACUGAACGGCACAGUUCGCUACCGGUUUUUCCCGGAUGGCAACGCACCCGAAGGUCUUCAUCUCGACCCCAAUACGGUUUGUUGGUCCUAUCACAUCUACUUGACUUACACCCCCUUUGAAUUUUUGUCAUCAAAUAUGGAGGCGGUCACGAAGGUGCAGUUGAAAGUCAAGGAUGUGAACGAGUACGUACCGAAAUUCGAGCGAAAACUCUACGAGGUGAGGAUCGGAGAGGACAUCGCAGCCGGCAGUCCGAUUGUGCGCCUCAACGCCACCGACUUGGACAAAACCGAUGGAAGCCAUCUGCUCUACAAAGUUGUCGGAGGUUCUGGAAGGAAUCUAGUAUUCGUACAAGAAGAUGGCACAUUAAUAUUGAGCGAUGCACUACUGGGUGGAGAAAUACCGAUGUCGUUCACAGUGGUGGUGGAGGCAAUCGACAAAGGCGGAAAGCGAGUAAGUCGAACGAAGCACGUUGUGUUGACCGACGUAAACGACAAUCGUCCAGUAUUCGCUUCACCGUCACUGACGUGGAACGUGACCGAAGGUUCGUUUGCACUCCUACGCAUCAUCUCUCCUCUCGACUACGAGGCUAAACCCUUCUUUAAUCUCGUCAUAGAAGCUGCAGAUCGUGGCAAUCCACCACAAAUGUCCACCGCUUCCGUUACUGUGAAUGUUAUCAACCUGGCUGCAUUUGCAAACACUGAGCUUCAGCUUUAUUGUCGAGCAUUUCAGGUGUCCGCCGAUUUGCCCAUAGGUCAGCCACUACUCACUCUUGCGGUUAAUGACGCCGACCACGACCGCCUCUCCUUCUUGCUUUCUGGAGAUGCGGCUUGCUCCUCACUAACCGUUAAUCCUCUGGGAGUUGUCGCCUUCUCAAUACCGGUAUCAAAGAGAAAAACUGGGAUGAUCAAUUGCGUCGUCUCAGCUACUGAUGGAGUCCACGUAUCAAAUGCCACAACUUCUUCGUUUGUUCUAGACAUCGUCAAUGGAAACUUUGAAAAAAAAGUGAUUUUUAGGAAGUCAUUGGAACAGAAUCACUCACCUCGCUUUGCCAAAGAACUCUACACGUUCGUCCUCAACUCUUCUCAAAAUGGUGAGCUUCUUGAGAAGGUCACCGCAGUGGAUCAGGAUGGAGAUGUAAUUCGCUAUUUCAUCGAACCACCGGAAUUAAGAAAUCUCUUUGCGAUCGACGCGGAGGGUCAACUUUCUGUUCGUGUCCCGGUCUUCGCCCUCAAGCAGGCGCUCUACAGUUUCCUCGUAAUAUCCGAAGACAAUGGCAAACCAGUUAUGUCUUCAUUCACUAAUAUUCGUGUGCUGAUUCCGGAAAACGACGUUUUGGGAACACGUAACUUGCUUGAGGACACCUCAUCAACAAUGACUUCUGCAGGAGAUGGAUCUUUCCAGAAUAAUACAGAAAGUUCAGGUGUUUUAUUGACUUCGGUACCAUUUGUGGUGUACAUUACGGCAACAUCGGAUUCAAGCGAUCUUUCAUCUACCGUUACCUCUUUGGAGCAGAGUUUCUAUACGAAGGAUACUACAUUUUCCACUCUUUCAACAACUGCAAUCUCUUUCGAGACCGAUACAGCCACUGUAACUACGACUGCUGAUGUUUCAUAUAGCCAAUCAUCCACUGCCAAUGAGGCGUUUGGCUUUUCUCAAUCCAUCUACUUUGCUUUCGUUCCCGAAGGAGAAUACACGAAUGGGAUCCGUGUAGCGCUGAAACCGGAAGCGCUUUCGGUCAAUAAAAAUACGUCGGUUAAGUUUGAGAUUUCUGACAACGUCAGAAACAUGCCGUUCUUCCUCACUGCGGACGGUCAACUCAUCGUUUUUGAUGUCGACAGAGAAUCACGCGCGGCCUACAGUUUUCCCAUUAAGGCACAGGCUCUGCUGAACGUCACCGUCCUGGAUAUCAAUGAUAACUAUCCCUUAUUCGAUCCCGCACCCUCGAUCAUCGGUGUCUUCCGUGACAUUGCCAUUGGGGUGCCGCUCCACAGAUUCACUGCACGUGAUCUCGAUACUGACAAUUAUGGUAACGUUGUGAUUUUAAGUAUUUCUCCACAAACUGCUAUGGAUGCUUAUUUUACAGGUGGUAUCCUCUUCGUGUCUGGAUCUUUGAAAUCAACUUCAGAUGACGAGUUUGCGAUUACGGUGUUUGCGAGAGAUGGUGGGAGACCUUCUCUGAAAUCCACGCAAAAGGUGAGUACAAUUUCAGAUCUACUUCGUCUCCUCUUCUCUUGUUCAGCUUCCAUAAAAUAUAGCAGGGCAAUUUUAAAAACGAUAUUCAUUUUACAUGAAAAAAACCUUAUAGCAUUACCCACAGUUUUUAUUUCGAGAAACACGUUUCCUUUCAGCGGUUUAUUCAAAAUAGAAGACGGUGGACGGGUGAUUCUGAAUCGAGUACCGACGAAUAGUGAGAAAAAUCGAUACUUCCAACUAAAUAUAACUGCUGAAAACAGCUAUGGCACCGGUUCAAUGGAUGUCUUCAUUGAAAGUCAAACAUCAAGUACCACUCAAGAACGCAGUAGCACGUCCAGUUGUUAUUUCCCCACCAAAGUCUACAACACAGAAAUCUUGGAGAAUCGUGAUGGUCGUAACAGAAUCGCUAAAGUCACGUCAACUUGUGAAAAGAACGGGCAACCAUUCCAAUACUCGUUCUCAAAGCCCACAGGUUUGUGUUCUUUUAUGCACUUUCUUCCUAUCAAGAAAAUCUUUGCAUUUUACCAGGAGCUUAUGAACAGAAUAUUUAUCGCUUCUCCAGAAGUCUAUUUUCCAGAAGCUAAGAAAAAACUGACUAAAUUCGAAACGCUGGUUGUGGUGAGGGUGCUCGACGAGAACGACAACGCUCCAGUAUUCGUACGUCUAAACUCUGAUCAUUCAGUCACAGGUGUCGUUCUCUGGCAGGCUCAUUUGAAUCCUUAUUUACAGGCCAAGGAUAACGACGAACAGCCGCAAUUGUCGUACUCGCUGAGCGGUGGUGAUGCGGAGUACUUCUUUGUAAACGCUACCACUGGAGUUGUAGUGCUAGCGAAAACGAUUGCCGACUAUACAAAAAACCUACUGACAUGCACCGCCACUGUUACCGACGGCAUUCAUCGCAGUGACGUGCAAGUUGUGAAGAAUAGUAGUGUGGAAAACGUAGGCAUGGAAUCAGUUGUUCUUUGUUCCCUUCACCACAUCCUCGCCUCUGCCAAAAGCUCACCAAGCCCCUCAUUUCCACCUACUCAACUCUGA